Molecule: messenger RNA, 2288 nt
Organism: Ictalurus punctatus (channel catfish)
Lineage: Eukaryota; Metazoa; Chordata; Actinopteri; Siluriformes; Ictaluridae
Gene: hgfac
Product: hepatocyte growth factor activator
Exons: 14
Coding region: 136-2121 (661 amino acids)
Biological process (GO): blood coagulation; zymogen activation
Cellular component (GO): extracellular region
Molecular function (GO): serine-type endopeptidase activity
Source: RefSeq, a predicted model, not a curated record
CAUGUCAGAACAGCACGCCACACCAGGUAGUGUGCGGUUUCAGCUCAGGUGUGUGAGUCCACAGAGGCUCUACAGGGUUAGAUAUGCUCACAACCCCCGCGAUGGGCGCAAGCGUACCCAGAGUCCUCUGCCAAAAUGACGCAAGCUUUUAACACAACUCAGUGCGCGGAUUGUGACACUACUCCGAGCGGAGGGGUCUCUCUCUCUCUCUCUCUCUCUCACUCUCUCUCUCUCUCUCUCUCUAUACUGUCAGUAUUUACUGGUUUUCAGAGAGGAGACGCAGCUCGCCCAGAAAUGGUCGUCCUCGAGAGGUCGGUUCUCGCGCGAAUUUUCGUCUCGUGUCUGACGUGUUUGACGCUGCAGCCCGGCGCGCGCGGCGUGCGAGUGCGCAAGCAGCCUCCUGGUAUUGAGAUCUUUACCUCCACACAGUCGGUCACGGCAAGUCAAAAAGUCCUCACCAUAGAGGGAAGGGAGUGUAAGUUUCCAUUCAGAUUGGGUGGGACUCUUUAUCAUCAGUGCAUUACAUUCAACUCUGGCAGGCGGUGGUGCUCACUUACCAACAACUUCGACCGGGACAUGAAGUGGGGAUAUUGUAGUUCGCACACACGCCUCUUUAACACUGUUUUCCACAGUAUCAGCGAGCAAAGCCUGUGCAAUCCAAACCCAUGUAAGAACGGCGGGGUGUGUACUGCAGUUCCUUACCGGAAUUCGUUUGAGUGUAUGUGUCCAGAUGCUUUCACAGGAGUCAAGUGUGAGCUGAAAAAAUGCUAUGAACCUCUACACCUGAGGCAUUACAACAUCGGGGAGGUGUGGGGACGAAUCCACCUGCGUAACGUUGAGCAGUGCAAAUGCGGCAGAGGCGGAGUGUCUUGUGAGCGCACACGUUACGGAGUAUGUCUAACUAAUCCCUGUGAGAAUGAAGGAACCUGCAGAAUAAUCGAAGCAACAAGAGAGGCAGUGUGUGCCUGCAGACCAGGCUACAGAGGACCAUACUGUAGCAUCUCACCUGAGGAAAAAUGCUAUAAGGACAGAGGUGUACAGUAUCGUGGCACUGUGAACGUUACGCUCUCUGGCGCCUCCUGCCUGCCCUGGAGCUCAGACCUCAUGUACAAUGAGCUCUCGCCGGACACUGUACAGGACGCCUCCAAGCGGGGACUCGGGGACCAUGCGUUCUGCAGGAACCCUGAUAAUGACAAGAAGCCCUGGUGUUACACAAUGAAUAAUGGAGUGAUCUCCUGGGAAUACUGUGAUGUGCCAUCUUGCCUUAGAGUGUCAUCUUCUCGUAAAGCUCCCACGCCAACCUCUCUUCCCACUCCUGUGCCUAUUCCAAAUCCCAGCUGUGGCAGGAGACACCCAAAGCGAGUUCCUCGAGGACGAAUCAUAGGAGGCACUUCGGCAAUGGCCGGCUGUCACCCCUGGAUGGCGGCGCUGUAUAUCGGCGAUGAGUUCUGCGCUGGCAGCCUCAUCUCAUCCUGCUGGGUCGUGUCGGCCGCCCACUGCUUCAUCCGCAAUCCAUUGCUGUCAGCGGUGCGUGUAGUCCUUGGUCAGCACGUUUUUAACGACUCAAGCUCCAACACGCAAACGUAUGGCAUAGAGAAGUAUGAGUUCUACCCCCAGUACAUUCAGUUCAGCCCAACAGUGCAUGAUAUUGCCCUUGUGAAGCUGAAGAAGGUUAAUGGUCGCUGUGCUCGUAAAACCAAGUUUAUUCGGCCAAUCUGUCUGCCGGACGAGUCCAUGACGUUCCCAGACUACACAUGCUGCACUAUCACAGGCUGGGGACACAUGCAGGAGAAGGGAAACUCGUAUUCCUCCCUGAGAGAGGGAAUUGUGAAGCUUAUUCCGGAUGAGAAGUGUUCCUCUCCCGAGGUGUACGGCUCAGAGGUGAGAGAGGGGAUGCUGUGUGCAGGUAGUGACAGCUGCGUGGAUGCUUGCCAGGGAGACUCCGGCGGACCACUGGCAUGUGUGCGUAACGAAGUGAGUUUUCUCUAUGGUAUCAUUAGUUGGGGUGAUGGUUGUGGACGAACAGGGAAACCAGGUGUCUACACCAAAGUCACCAAAUACAUCUCCUGGAUCAAUCAGACCAUCCGACGCAAAAAACCCUCCCGGAAAAAAAUACUUUAGCAUGUGUGUUAGCAUGCAGUUGCCGUGUGUAUUGCCAGACUUUUUUUUUUUUUAAAGAACUGUGAAUGAAGAGUAUGUUUUAUAUUCUAUUAAAUUAUAUUGAAACCAUGACUUGUUAUAGCCUCAUGUCACUUGAAUAAACAGUGUCAUUUUGACAUAGACUUGAA